Arctia plantaginis is the source of this 996-nucleotide messenger RNA. The record is from the annotation of a GenBank genome assembly. NCBI's taxonomy places the organism in Eukaryota, Metazoa, Arthropoda, Insecta, Lepidoptera, Erebidae.
AUGAAGUUUAAACUUCUAUUAUUUUUUACUGUAAUUCUAACAUAUUAUGAGGGAGAAGCUCAGAGUCGUGCUAAAGGGCUGGAAGAGAAAGUUCAGCAGCUCACAGACCUCACCACCAAAAAGUCCAUUAUAUCAUUAAAUCUAAGUAAAUUUAAAGAAUAUGUUAAGUCACCACCAAAAGACUAUUCCUUCGUCAUAAUGUUCACAGCCAUGGCACCGUCCCGACGCUGUGCAAUUUGUCAACAUGUGUAUGAUGAAUAUUUAAUUGUAGCUAAUUCGUUUAGAUUCUCUCCAGCUUAUAAUAAUAAGUUAUUCUUUGGUAUCGUUGACUUUGACGAGGGAUCUGAUAUCUUCCAAAUGCUGCGCCUGAACACAGCCCCUAUAAUAAUGCAUUUCCCAGCCAAAGGCAAGCCCAAACCAGCUGAUACAAUGGACUUUGAGCGAACUGGAAUCCAUGCAGAAGCUAUUGCUAAGUGGAUUCAGGAUAGAACUGAUAAUCAGAUCAGAAUAUUCCGACCACCAAACUACUCUGGUGCGGUAGCAUUCUCGAUGCUGUUCAUCCUGGUCGCUGGUUUCCUGUACCUGCGAAGGAACAACCUGGAAUUCCUCUACAACAAGCAAAUGUGGGCUGUUGGCGCAGUGUUCUUCUGCUUUGCAAUGGUGUCUGGCCAAAUGUGGAACCAGAUUAGAGGACCCCCGUUCUUCCAUAGGACUAAGAAUGGACCGGUGUAUAUAAACGGUGGUUCCCACGGGCAAUUUGUGUUAGAGAGCUAUAUCGUAGCUAUUUUGAACGGAGCAGUAGUAGUGGGUAUGAUCUUGAUGAUCGAAGCGGCGGGUGGCAUCAAGUCGGACGUGGUGCGCGCCCCGUCUGAAGGCAAACGCCGUCGGUUCCAGUCGGUCGUGGGGCUCGUGCUUGUCUGUGUGUUCUUCUCGUUGCUUCUGUCCGUCUUCAGGGCGAAGACUCAAGGAUAUCCUUACAGCUUCCUGUUCAAGUGA